AUGCAAGUUAUCUUCACUGCGAUUGCUGGCUUCCCUGAAGUGAUCGGUGGCAUUGAUGGAACGCACGUAAUGAUUGUGGCUCCUAGAGAGUAUAAGUGGCCGGGAUCGGUUCACGAUGCAAGAAUACUUGUUCAAAGUGGACUCUGCACGAUAUUUGACAACGGCAUCGUCCCAGCUGGGUGUCACUUACAGGGAGAUAGUGACUAUCCCAGCAAGAAGUGGCUACUGACUCCAUACCUCAGACCACAGUCUUCUUAUAACAGGGCCCACAAGAAAACCUGCAGCGUUGUUGAGAGGCAUCGGGCAGCUGAAGCGACAUUUUCACAUGCUACACAGUGGAUGAUGUCCUCCUCAUCCACAAACACCAGUGAUAUACCAGAGUGUGUACCACAGGCUGUUGAAAGAGCUGAGUUUAGAGGAUCACGAGACGAGAACUGGACCAGGCUGGACAAGGACCAGUACCACAGACUUCUUGAGUUAGUAACACCUCUCAUCGCCAAAAGUGACACUAAGAUGAGGAAAGCUGUCACUGCAGGAGAGCGUUUGACACUGACACUUCGUUACUUAGCCACAGGGGAAUCUCAAGUUUCACUUGCCUACCAGUUUUGCAUCAGCCACAACCUCAUCUCUUCAAUAAUACCUUCAGUAUGUAGAGCCAUCUACCAAGUUCUGCAGCCACAGUACCUUUACCUACCAAGAAACCAAAGUGAGUGGCAGCAUGUUGCAAGCCAGUACUAUGCAAGGUGGAAUUUUCCUAUGUGCAUUGGGGUUCUAGAUGGCAAGAGGGUACUAAUUUCUAAGCCACCAUGUUCUGGGUCUGAAUAUUAUGACUACAAGGGCCAUUUUAGUCUCAUCAUGAUGGCACUUGUAGAUGCAGACUACAAAUUCAUGUAUGUUGACGUAGGUGCUAGUGGUCGAGCUAGUGAUGCUGGAGUGUGGAGAGAUGUGGCCUCAGAGAUGCUAUUGAGGGAAAAAAAAUAAAUAUUCCAUCUUCUACCUCUAUUCCAUUCACCAGGAGGCAGUGUCCUUUUGUAAUAGUUGGUGAUGAUGCCUUUCCUCUCAAAACGUACCUCAUGAAGCCAUAUCCUGGGAAAGACCUACCCAAUGAAAAGCUAGUUUUCAACUAUCGUCUGUCACGUGCAAGGCGUACAUCUGAAAAUGCUUUUGGAAUAAUGGCUGGUAGAUUUCAGAUUUACAAAAAACCUAUCAACACAUCUCCUGAGAAUGUUAAAGAUAUAGUUCUUGCCACUGUAGUACUCCACAAUUAU
Messenger RNA from Portunus trituberculatus (swimming crab), 1268 nucleotides. RefSeq lists its product as uncharacterized. The record is from RefSeq and is a predicted model, not a curated record. The transcript is spliced from 7 exons. Bases 1 to 981 code for a protein of 326 amino acids. NCBI's taxonomy places the organism in Eukaryota, Metazoa, Arthropoda, Malacostraca, Decapoda, Portunidae.